AUGACCGGCGGCGGCGCGGCGAUUUUCCGAACGGGCGCGGGUUUAGGUCGCGGCGACGGGGUUGCGCGGCGAGGGGAGUCGGGGGAGACCACGACCUUGGGUCGCGACGCGUUCGCGGCCUUGAGUUGUUUCGGCGCCGUGGACGGUUCCACAGCGCGGGCGCGUUUCUUUCCGCGCGCGACGUUCGUGAACCCAUCGGAGGUUCCGGGUUCUGGGCUCGCGGCGGACUCGAACUCCAUUUCCGACUCGGUGUCGGAGCCGGAGCCGGCGGCCCCGGAGGACGCGAUAGAUACAGCGGGCGCGGGGGUGGGGGAUGGAAAGCGGUGA
This is a messenger RNA of Bombyx mandarina (wild silkworm), 327 nucleotides long. RefSeq lists its product as uncharacterized. The record is from RefSeq and is a predicted model, not a curated record. NCBI's taxonomy places the organism in Eukaryota, Metazoa, Arthropoda, Insecta, Lepidoptera, Bombycidae.